Molecule: messenger RNA, 1310 nt
Organism: Telopea speciosissima
Lineage: Eukaryota; Viridiplantae; Streptophyta; Magnoliopsida; Proteales; Proteaceae
Product: probable isoaspartyl peptidase/L-asparaginase 3
Exons: 7
Coding region: 107-1186 (359 amino acids)
Biological process (GO): protein deglycosylation
Molecular function (GO): N4-(beta-N-acetylglucosaminyl)-L-asparaginase activity
Source: RefSeq, a predicted model, not a curated record
ACGAGCUUGCGAGUAAGACCAGUAGAUCGUAGCAAAGAACUGGAAAGUAAAAGCUAAGCAGCAGUAAUAGCGGCAUAGAAGAGCCCUGGUCUUCUUCUCCAGCCACAUGGGUCAAAAGAAUUUGUAUAUCACAAUUCUCCUCCUCUUUGUUUCAUCCUGUAAGGUCUUAGGGCAUGAGUCCCUAGACUCGGUGCAGUACCCUUUGGUCGUGAGCACCUGGCCCUUCUUAGAGGCAGUUAGAGCCGCUUGGAGGGCUGUCGACAGUGGAUUCUCUGCCGUUGAUGCCGUAGUGGAAGGUUGCUCUGCUUGUGAAGAGCUGAGAUGUGAUGGUACAGUUGGGCCUGGUGGGAGUCCAGAUGAAAAUGGUGAAACAACACUUGAUGCUCUGGUCAUAGAUGGGACAACGAUGGAGGUUGGAGCUGUGGCUGCAAUGAGAUAUGUGAAAGAUGGCAUCAGGGCUGCAAGAUUAGUGAUGCGACAUACUCAGCACACUUUGCUUGUUGGAGAGGCAGCCUCAGAUUUUGCCAUUUCCAUGGGUCUUCCAGGACCCACAAACCUUAGUUCACCAGAUUCUAUGGAGAAAUGGAAUAAGUGGAAAGAGAAUGGCUGCCAACCUAAUUUCUGGAAGAACGUUGUACCUGUAAAUAGCUGUGGCCCUCACCAUCCAAAGGAUGUUUCUUCUUUGGAGGAACUCACUGAGGUAACAUGUUCCAGUAGCAACCAUUUGGAAGCUCUUGCAUCAAACUCACAUCAUAUAAGUCUUCACAACCAUGACACAAUCUCCAUGGCAGCAAUAGAUAAGACUGGUUACAUUGCUGUUGGUACAUCAACUAAUGGAGCAACUUUCAAGAUCCCUGGCAGAGUAGGUGAUGGACCCAUAGCUGGAUCUUCAGCAUAUGCUGAUAGUGAAGUUGGUGCAUGUGGGGCAACUGGGGAUGGUGAUGUCAUGAUGCGUUUCCUUCCAUGUUAUCAAGUUGUGGAGAAUAUGAGGUUAGGCAUGGAACCCAAGCUUGCUGCCAAGGAUGCAAUAACAAGAAUUGCAAGAAAGUAUCCAGAUUUUGUUGGAGCUGUCUUUGCUGUUGACAAGAAUGGCUUGCAUGCAGGAGCUUGCCAUGGAUGGACCUUUCAAUACUCUGUGAGAAGCCCAGACAUGGAGGAUGUGCAAGUAUUCACUGUUCUCCCUUGACAAUGCAAUCAGAAAAGCUUAAUGAUGCUUCCCUGUAGCAGAUAUUCUUCAGUGAUUCUCCACUGUUCCUGUUGUUCUGAAGCUUUACUUCUAUUAAAUUCUUUAAACUUUCCAAAUUUUCUGU